Messenger RNA from Alternaria burnsii, 1053 nucleotides. RefSeq lists its product as uncharacterized. The transcript has 2 exons. The record is from RefSeq and is a predicted model, not a curated record. Bases 1 to 1053 code for a protein of 350 amino acids. NCBI's taxonomy places the organism in Eukaryota, Fungi, Ascomycota, Dothideomycetes, Pleosporales, Pleosporaceae.
AUGUCGGAUAAUGACCAAGAACUAACGGAGACCAUCCGAAGUGAUGAAUUGCAACUCAUGUCUGGGACCACCACGAUCAAGUCGGACAAGAGUGCAACUUCGGACGGUCAUGACGAAAUCAGAGUGCCUGCCGACAUGGCGAAGCUCUGGUUGAAAGCUUCAAUGCCGAGCAACAAUGGUCCAGUUGUGAUUGGAGACAUCAUCGCUGUGAGACGAAGGGGUGGUCCAAAGACGAAUUACAACUACCUAUUGACAUCAUCGAUAAGAAAGCCUUCAAGUACUGAGGGAGAAAAUCCGGAAGCUACCAAUGACUCACUGGAAUUGGGGACCUGGUAUUGGCCAAAACACGUUACAAAAGAGGCGAAAAAUACCUGGAAUAACCUAGAGAACACAGUUUCUAUGAUAGACCAGAACCUGAACAUCAAAAGUGAUUUGGAAAGAUUCAACGUGUUCUUGGUUCGCAUCGAUUCUGACAUGGUAAAUCCACUCUAUGGGGUUGCUGACCGCGAACGGGAAGUAGUUGGAAGACCUCUAGACGUCAUGAAGAGCAAGAAGUCAGCUGCUAGUGCACUUCCAGAAGGAACAAUGGACAACGCUGUUGCUGAUACAAAGUCGAGGGGGAGACCAGGCAAUGAUUAUGAGCCGCGACAGGAGCCUGAGAUAUUUCCAAUGCUAAUAUUCAAAGAUGUCUUUGAUGGCCUCAAAAGCCGGAGCGUCGAGGAUUUGCUGGCCCUAGAUCAGGCAGAGCGGGAAGGCAUCGUUAAUUCGAUUGUACACAAGGCACCUCACAUGUUACACGGACAGAGUUGGGUGCUACUCCUUGUACUUACUCUUGGGUCGGAGGAAGGUCUCGAGAGGGAGCUCCAUGCAUGCGGAAUUCCGGUCGAGAAUGAGUGGUAUGAACGCUCUCAUCAGAAAAUCCUUUCCAUGCUCAGCACGUCGCUCAAAGACGAAUUUCCGGAACUAGAGGUCUCAGAGAUCCAUGUUACAUGGGAAAGUCUGAAGCGAAUAAUCCAGGCGAACGAUAACGAACAGAAUGCAAUAAUGAUCUAG